UCCCCCGCAUGCGGCGGCCCCAGAAUCCCCGCCUGCUGCCUGCAGCCCCGCCGGCCCUCCGCGGCGGUCUCGGGGGCUGCUCAGGCGGGGCCUCUGCGCAGGGCGCGGGCAGCUCCAUCUACAUCCUGGAGCAGGAGGCGGCGGUCGUGCGGCAGAUACAGCGGCUCUUCCCCAAGUUCGCGGACACCCCCGUUUACAACGACGAGGCCGACCCGCUGGUGGGCUGGUCCCUGCCGCAGCCCUGGAGGGCCGACGUGACCUACGCUGCCAUGGUCGUGAAGGUCAUCGCACAGCACCAGAACCUGCUGGUGGCCAACACCAGCUCCUCCGUCCGCUACGCGCUCCUAAGCAACGACAACGCCUUCCUGAGUUACCACCCGCACCCCUUCUCUCAGCGCACGCUCACCGCGCGCUUCCAGGUCAACGACACGCGCCCGCCGCACGUGCAGCUGCUGCGCAAGCCGGUGCUCACGGCGAUGGCCCUGCUGGCCCUGCUGGACGGCGAGCAGCUCUGGGCUGAGGUGUCGCGGGGCGGGACGGUGCUGGACAGCAACCACACGGUGGGCGUCCUGGCCAGCACCCACCACCCCACUGGCCCCGCCGACGCCUGGCGCGCCACGGUGCUGGUCUACGCGAGCGACGACACCCGCGCCCACGCCAACCGCAGCGUACCCUUGACUCUGAGCCUGCACGGGGUGCCCCCGGGCCCGGACGUCGUCUUUGUGCAGCUCUACAUGGACAACUGGCUCUGCAGCCCCUACGGCGAGUGGCGGCGCCUGGGCAGGCCCGUCUACCCCUCUGCUGAGCAGUUCCGGCGCAUGCGCGCGGCCGAGGACCCGGCGGCCGAGAUGCCGCUCCCCUUUCCCAGCAGCGGCCGCCUGACGCUGCGCCCUGAGCUUCCUCUGCCCUCGCUCUGGCUGGUGCACGUGUGCGCGCGCCCGGAGGAGCCGCCGGGGCAGGUGACCCGGCUCCGUGCUCUGCCCUUGGCCCGCGGGCAGCUGCUUUUGGUCUGGUCCGACGAGCGUGUGGGCUCCAAGUGCUUGUGGACCUAUGAGAUCCAGUUCUCCCCGGAGGGUGUGGUGUACCUGCCCAUCAGCAGGAAGCCUUCGACCUUUAACCUCUUCGUGUUCAGCCCAGACACGGCUGUUGUCUCCGGCUCCUACCGGGUUCGCGCUGUGGACUACUGGGCCCGACCAGGCCCCUUCUCGAGCCCCGUGUGGUACCUGGGGGCCCCUUCUCGAGCCCCGUGAGGGCCCCUGCUGCCCCGCGACUGGACCCGUGCUGGCCGUGAGCCUGGGCGGCCAGAAGCCAUGCCGGGCCGGACUGCCGUCAGCCUCCCAGCCAGGCGCCCCUCUGUCCAUCCCCUCCUGCCUCUCAUUCGCCCCAUUAAAGCGCCUUU
Molecule: messenger RNA, 1399 nt
Organism: Physeter macrocephalus (sperm whale)
Lineage: Eukaryota; Metazoa; Chordata; Mammalia; Artiodactyla; Physeteridae
Gene: IDUA
Product: alpha-L-iduronidase
Exons: 8
Coding region: 9-1250 (413 amino acids)
Biological process (GO): carbohydrate metabolic process
Molecular function (GO): L-iduronidase activity
Source: RefSeq, a predicted model, not a curated record